AUGAGGGGCACAAAAGUUCCAGACGCUUCAAUGCGCGUUAAAACAGAAGAGCUGCUACAGGAUUGCAUAAAGGAAGAGCCGUGGAAGAAGCCAGGCAAGGAACCUGAGUCUGGUUCGGGCUCGGCUUUGGGGUUUGACUCGUCAUCCUCAGACUGCUCGUCAGAUGAUGCCGAUGCUGAGACCUUCACUGCUCCCAAGCCACCUGCAGACUUAGGUCUUUCAACAGACCGGGUUGUGCUCAGCCGGGAUCCGUCCAAAAACUCCAAGAACUCAGUGGCUGAAGUAGACAAGAUGGUGGAGGGCCUGACAUCGUUCAGGGCAGCCUUGGUCACAAAUCAAAGGCUGACUCUGCAGAUGCUUGAUCGGGAGAUGGAGAAGGUGAAGCAAUUGCCAAGCUUGGUGCAAGCUGAGGCUGAGGCAAAGUCUGAGAGAAGGUUAAAAUCCAAGGAAGUUAGGGUCAGGCUCCCUGGCAAGCUAGGCCCAGAUGCAGAAGACGAUUUUGGCGGCAAGGGACAGCUUUCCAAGGAGGCCAAGUCAUCUUUGACCCCUACUCCUUUCGCACAUCUCCAGACCUUGGAUCAGAAGCGGAAGAGAAGAAUGUCAUGGAUCCCAAAGACUGGCGCUCUUCCAGGCACAGGCACAGGCUCAGCCAGCACUCAUGACUUCGAGGCUCAAAUGGCUCAGCUGCCAAAUGUGCCGCAGACUGAGAACCCCCCUUCACUUCCCGUCAAGAGAAGCUCGAACUCCAGGAGAAGCUCCAAGACGGAGGAGGAAGGUUCUGUGGAGUCACUUGUCGUGGCCCAUUUGACCAAGGCUGAGAAGGCCCAGGCAAAGAGGGAAGCAGAGGCCUUUCAAGAGGCGGGAAUGUUGGCUCAGUUCAAUGCGGAUCUCGCAAGGAGUCAAGUCCGGAAGCGGGCUGCAGAAGAGUUCGAGAUGGAGAAGCAGAAUGAAACUCUCAAGUCCGAAGGGAUCCUUCCGAAGAUUGCCAAAAGCUCUCUGUUGGAGCGGACCACAAUGACAGUGAUCUUCCUCAAUGCCAUAUGGCUUUCAAUUGACAUAGAAUUCAAUGAUGCAGACAUUAUUGUUGAGGCAGAGCCGGGGUUCUUUGUUGUGGAGAACCUCUUCUGUGCGUAUUUCACGGUAGAGUUGCUGAUUAGGUAUUUGGUCUACACUCGCACGUGGUAUGCCUUCAAAGACCCGUGGUUCGUUUUUGACUUGAUCCUCGUUAGUCUCAUGAUCUUUGAGACCUGGAUCAUGGCCUUGGUCUACGUCUUCUCAAAUGGCGGUGGAGGCGGCAUCGUGGGUGGCACUUCAGUGCUGCGUGUGGCUCGUGUCCUGCGCGUCCUCCGGACAGCUCGGAUGGCUCGCUUGGUGCGAUUCAUGCCGGAGCUUAUGAUCCUCAUCAAGGGGAUGAUGGUAGCUUGUCGGUCAGUGUUUUUCACGUUGGUCCUGCUGUUGCUCAUUACCUAUGUCUUCUCUGUCGCCUUCAUGCAGUUCAGCCGUGGCACAACUCUUGCUGAGAAAGGCGGUGAGUUUGCCUUCUUUGAUUCCAUUGGAAGAACUGUCAGUAGCCUCAUCUUGUAUUGCAUCUUUCCUGACCAGGAAUUCUUUUAUACAAUGGUUGCACAGGAAAGCUGGGAAAUGGCUCUUCUGGUGGUCGUGUUCAUUUUCCUUGGGUCCCUGACCGUGAUGAACAUGCUCUUGGGGGUCUUGGUCGAGGCCAUCAAGACCGUGUCUGAGAUUGAGCGUGAGCAGAUGGAUGUCGACUUUGCAAAGAAAGCACUGUGGGAGUUGAUCAGCAAAGGAGCUGCAGAUGAAGACGGUGAUAACCGGAUCUCCGAGCAGGAGUUUGUGAACGUCCUCUCCAAGCCGGAGGCGGUCACGGCCUUGACGAGCCUGGGCGUGGACGUCGAUGCAGCCCUGGAUUACGGAAAGCUUUUGUUCGAGGAUGGAGAGCCGCUGACGUUUCCGGAUUUCAUGCGAGGCAUUCUGACGCUGCGCGGUUCCAAUCAAACAACCGUCAAGGAUAUUGUGGACCUGCGGAAGUUCACCGCAGAGGAGUUCUCGCAAUUGCACGACGUACUUCGUGAAUUAUGUCUUUUUCUGAUGGGCCAAGGAAGCCAGCCCAAAGAUCCAGACACAAAGCCUUCAAGAUCUUCAUCACGUACUUCUGCACACGGUGCAGCACGUGCGGAGGGAGCGAGUUGA
This is a messenger RNA of Symbiodinium pilosum, 2208 nucleotides long. NCBI's taxonomy places the organism in Eukaryota, Dinophyceae, Suessiales, Symbiodiniaceae. The record is from the annotation of a GenBank genome assembly.